GCGCCUUCUCGUAUGGACUUUGCCCUCCCGUUCAUUUCCUCCACUUUCUGCUCUCCUUGUUUGACUGAUCGCGUCAAGAUGGCGUCGUCCACCUCAUCGCCGUCUGGCAGCCGCGACGAGAAGAUAGUUCGCGUGCUGUCGACCACCUUUCAGCGGCUCGACGACUUCAACGGCCGGGCUGACGAGGCGACGGCGUACGCCACGGCGGUGGUGGCGGCCGCGCGUGCCAACAAUGGCACGGAGGAAGAGUUCAAAGAUCAGGUGAUGUGCAUCGUGGCAAAUGUGCGGAAUUUGAAUGGGCAGAUACGCGGUACUGAAACCCAAAUUGCCGCUGCCGAGCUCGCCGUGAUGGACGCCAAUGCGAUGCGCACGCACCAACAGAAGCAGAAAUUGGCCGCCCUUCACCGCAAGCGGGCGCGGGAGCAGACGAGCAUCGACAAGACGUCGCUGCACUGCACAAAGUGUGGGCUGGUGCGGCGGGACCGGCUGAACAUCAACGAGCUCGCCCUCGACUCGGAGGAAAGCGGGUCGCACUUCGACUACAAUUACGAUAAUGUCUGCACGUGUUCCCACUCGAGCGAGGAGGAAAGCGAUGGGUCGGAGGAGGAGCAGGAGGCCGACGACAAGCGCAAGUCAUCGAAGAGCUCCUCGACGAGAUCUGGCUCAGAGAGCAGCUAA
Messenger RNA from Leptomonas pyrrhocoris, 678 nucleotides. RefSeq lists its product as hypothetical. The coding region runs from base 79 to 678 and encodes 199 amino acids. The record is from RefSeq and is a predicted model, not a curated record. NCBI's taxonomy places the organism in Eukaryota, Euglenozoa, Kinetoplastea, Trypanosomatida, Trypanosomatidae. The transcript has a single exon.